Molecule: messenger RNA, 1797 nt
Organism: Hydatigera taeniaeformis
Lineage: Eukaryota; Metazoa; Platyhelminthes; Cestoda; Cyclophyllidea; Taeniidae
Source: the annotation of a GenBank genome assembly
UCGCAUGAUCAUAAUGGUAUUGUCCUUGGUCCGCAAAAACGUUCUUGGAAUGUUGGCUGUCAUGUAUCGCAAACCAAGCGUUCGCAAGACUCUUCCUUCACCAAAGGGCAGAGAGGAUUCCAGGAAAGCAAAUUUUUGCGUAGUGAUUUUAAGCGCGAAUCCAAAGGAUCUGAACGGAGUUCUGGUCGGUCCACUGCUGCUGGUAGUUCCGGGUUUGGUCGUGGUGCUGCAUACGGGAAGGAAAUUAUCACAUCUAAGACUCACCCAGUUGAGUCUCUUAAAGAAAUGGAGAAGGAGCCAGAGUGGUUUACUGAAGGCCCUGAAACCAUAAACGACACUGUUGAGCUUGGUUUGGUUAUCGAGGACAGCGAUAUCAAAAUUGAUAAAGCACUAACAGAUAAAGAAUCUGAUGGUUCCCAACUGAACCCUUCUGAUGUUGAUAGCGCAAUUCUCUCUCUAGACAAGGAUAAGCUUCCACCUCACUUUCCCACUGUUUCACCAAGCUUGAGUGAAGCAGACUUCUUAAAGUUUAUCGAUCUUCCUAAGGUUGACAAUGAAAGUAGUCAGCUUGGUCAUUUUCUUGGGGGCUCAACUUUGAACAGUCCGAGCUCCAGUACUAUUCCUGAAAAUAACUUGUCCGACAAAUCAUCUUCUAGACUGCUUAAACUUAUUGCAAGUUCGAACAAUUUACCGGUUCCACAGGAUCAAGUUGCCCCCAUUCCAUCAUCUCAGACAUCAGCUGCGGAGCUUGAGUCGGUUUUAAGGGCUCUAUUUAUCGGAAAUUCACACUCUUGUAAAUCACUCGAAGUUCCUAAGGUAUCCCCGAAGUCACCACUUUUGAGUUCUGUUCCGACUGUGGAGGAAAUUGAGGCUGCCGCAUUCUUUGGGAAUGGUGCAACCCCGCCAAAACCCACGUCAAAUCAGUCAUCUUUCUUGCUUGAUCAACUAGUGCGUCCGUGGAGUAUCAAGCAACAGUCGGUCCCCACAUCAUCUAGCUUUGGUGAUUUCGCCCACCCUUCCCCUUACAGCCGUGAUUUGCUGGAACAGAGGGAAAAUUUGUUUGCAGAUACUGGGUCGCCACUUCCAUCUGCUCUAGAGAUAAAUCUAGAACAGAAAGUCGACAAUUGGACUGGACCAAUUUUCGGUGAAACGUUGAUUGAUGUUCCUGGCGGUCCUUCUUCGUCGACACGGGGACACAGCCAAUUUGUUAAUCGAAAGGUGAACGCAUCUUCAAGACUCCUGCCGAACGACCCAGCAAUUGCUUUUCAGUAUACCCAACGCAGACCCAUAGUUAAGGGUCUCUCUGCAAUGGAUCCCUCAACAUCUCAAAAUCAUCAAAGGUUGCCUCCCAGUCAACGGUCUCCCUUCUUUUCAACCACUUUUCGUCCCAGCGUGCCAUCCUCGGCUUUCCGUUCUAGCCCAAGCGUGGAGUCUACCCUUCUGCAGCUAAAAGGCUCUGCUACCGCCCAGCAAAAUCCCUUUACUCCACCCAACUCUCUUUUUGCAUCAAAUGCGACAAUCGGUGUUGGCAGCAGCAACCGCCUUGAACAACUUCUUCUCUCCGCGUCUGUUGCGGCAGCCUGCAAUAUGCCUCACAGUAGUCUUUACCCCCAGCAUCGACUAAGGCAGAAUGGCUCCGCACCAAACCUCCUGCCACCGGCUUGGCAGGCGGCCACCGCAUCACCUUCAUCCACGGUUGACUUACUUCGAUCGGGCAUUACUGGGGCGAGUAGUAUUUGCGGCCCUCUUCCUUCUCCUGGCUUGGAGCUGCCUGGCCUACACAGGAAGGGCUCUUAG